GGAGCCGUGCGUUUCCUGCCGAAAUGAGCACGUGCUUCCGCGAGAGGUCCUUCUGUCAAGUCGCUGCGCGUUGUUGUCGCCGCUCGCGUGUAGCCCUUUAAAUCUCGCCCACACCGCGAAGCUCUCACGAGCGAACACGGCCCGGUGUUCGGUGGUUUGGGGUCUGCCUGUCUUUCUUUUUUUUUUUUGCUCAGUAACCUGCGCUGUAAUUGAGCAGGUCUGAACAGGGUCAUGACGCUAGAAGCGAUCCGGUACCGGUCCGGGUCUCUGCAGAUCCUCAACCAGCUGCUGCUGCCGCGGGAGACCGUGCACGAGGAGAUCCGCUCGGUGCAGGACGGAUACGAGGCCAUAAAGAGCAUGAAGGUGCGUGGUGCUCCUGCCAUUGCUAUUGUGGGCUGCCUGAGCCUGGCAGUGGAGCUGCGGGCCGGUGCUGGGGGUGAGGAUCCCGUGUCAUUCAUUAGGGAGUCUCUGUGUCACCUGACCUCAGCACGGCCCACCGCCGUCAACAUGGGCCGAGCAGCACGUGAGCUAAUGGAGUUCACAGAGAAUGAGAGCAUGGAGAAAGCCGGACAGCAACUCAGAGAAAGUGUAAUUGGUUGGAUUGAGGAAAUGCUGGAAAGAGAUGUUAAUGAUAACCGGAAAAUUGCUAACUAUGGAGCCCAGCACAUCCUGUCCGGAGUGCCGCGAGACUCAGUCACCAUUCUUACACACUGCAACACGGGCAGCCUGGCCACCGCCGGAUAUGGCACCGCUCUCGGUGUGGUGCGAUCUCUGCAUGGUCUGGGCCGUCUGAAGAGGGUUUAUUGUACAGAGACGAGGCCUUAUAACCAGGGAGCCAGGCUUACAGCGUAUGAGGCUGUGGCCGAGGGCUUCCCUGCUACGCUCAUCACAGACAGCAUGGCCGCUCUCGCCAUGAGGGAGAAAGGCAUUACAGCUGUCGUUGUAGGGGCAGAUCGGGUCGUGGCUAAUGGUGACACGGCCAACAAAGUGGGCACCUACCAGCUGGCCAUUGCUGCAAAGCAUCAUGGAAUACCGUUCUAUGUGGCAGCUCCCAGCACAUCAUGUGACCUGAGUCUGGAGAGUGGAAGAGACAUCGUGAUUGAAGAGAGACCACCUGAGGAGCUCACCAGCAUCAGUGGUGUCCCUGUCGCUGCUCCAGGAAUUGAUGUGUGGAACCCAGCGUUUGAUGUGACUCCUCAUCAGCUGAUCACGGGUGGGAUCAUCACCGAGCUCGGCGUGUUUUUGCCAUCUGAGCUGCAGGCCGCUCUCACCGGCCGUCUCACCGCACUGUAGAGUCCAAGCUGCCCCCCGCAGGGCACAGUGUGUUACUGCACCUUCACUACUGCUUCACAGCUCGCACCUUCAUUCCCAUUAGUUCACACAGCGUGGACAUCUCACCUUGGUUAAAAAUAUACACAUACUCACAUGCAGAGUAAAGUGAAAAUUACAACACGAUGAUACAUUUUUCACAGCCGUACAACCACCGGAAACGCUUAUAAAUCAUACAUACAUACAGACACAUAAACACCAACCACGUUGUUUCAUGUCUGUUUUAAUGCGGCUUUCAGCAAUCUGUGUUCUCUUCUUAUUUAAUUAUUCUUUAAUUGUCCUUCCCUUUUUCCUUUCUUGCUCAGCUCCAGUCCUUACUGAAUGGUGUGUUCCAGAGCAUGGCUCUAGAGAGGGCGUCUUGUUUUAUAAUCGAUUUCCGAAGAAAUUACGUUAAAUGAAGUCAGUUCAUUUGUGAAUGUCUUUCCUUUUAAAGCGUUAAAAAAUUAGCAUUUUAGCAUUGAAUUCGAUAAAAGCUCCAUAAAAUAAGGGCUAUCCAGUAGUGUACAUGUACAAAGUCAGCCAUAAUGUCUGCUGAUCACAAAGACCUUCUGAACUAUAAAUCUGAUAUUGAAAUGUUAAUGAAAGUCAUUUUCAUGUGACACUCGUAGAGGGCAUCCACACACCAGCACCUGUCAGGCAUUCUUUAUAAGUAUUACUAGUGGAUCAGUUUCAACAUAAAACAGGGACGUGUCCAGGAGCUGUGAUGUUCCUCCAAUGGUCCAGGAUCCAUCAUGGAUCUCUGUUUCCUGAUCUCUCAUAUCCAGUAUUUGGAGAGCUGAUGGGGAAAAUGUGGUAUUUUCUGGAAUUUUUCUGGUCGGUGUGUGUUGGGUUCAUCUAUUAUUUUUAUUUUUUAAGAAUAAAAUAUUGACUUGUCAGCUUGUCAGUGGCUCUACAUACUCCUCCCAGGUUGAUAUUUUUGGAGCUGUGUUCUGUUUUCGUAAAGGAUUUAAUAAAAAUAGCAUCAGUAUCUGUAGAAAUACAUUCUAAUUAGAGCAUUCUUAAAUUCCAGAAUGUGGAAAAUCAUUUGUUUAAUCCUUCCUGUCCUCCUCAAGACAACUCAUUUUAAUGUCUCAUUUUCAUUUAGUUGUUUAUCAUGAACUAAAAAAUAUACCACCAAAAAAAACAUGAACACAACGUACACUGACUCAUCCACACAUUUUUCCUCAUCUGCUCUGAAAAUAUUUAACACUAAAUAAAUGAUCAGAGCAAAUCUUAUUUUAGAACAGAAAUUACCCAGAAUGCCACGCUACAUUAAUUUGCUAAACUGAGAUGUGCUGAACUGUAUCUGAAACUUGAAUCUGUCAUCUUUUGUGUUUAAUUCUCAGUGAAACUCCAGAACCGUACUUUACCGCUAACACGGUAACAUCUUUGAAAUCUUACAUAAAUGCGUAAUUAGCUAGCUGUAGUCGUAGGUGGAGUGAAUAAACGGUGCUAUGGAGCUAGACGUUACACUAUACCUCACUAGAUUACCCACAAUCCUCGCUUCCUGCUGCUUAUAGUUGCUUUUUUUUUUUUGUUCCUCUCAGUGUGGUCUGUGUUGUCUCGCCAUAACCGCACGCAUACACACUUUGUAGGAUUCUCGCAAUCAUAGCCAGGGCCUUCACUCCUUAUACAGCGUGGGAAUGAAGCUAAUGUUGUUGAUCGCUAGCGUUUAAGUAAUCUGUCAAUGUGAAGUUGAACACAAGACAAAUCAGUUGGGAACAUCAACAUUUUACUCAGAUGUUUUGAGGAAUUGUUAAGAAAAUGCUCCUUGUGGCUAAAAUUCUUGCAUAAUUAAGUUUUGCCUCAAUUGCUAACUGAAUUUCAACUCCUUCCAUCAUUUUGUGGUGGAUCACAAAUUGUGUACCUUGGAUGAGAAAAUAUUUACUACUUCAGAGUGAGCAUUAAACAUGUCAUUUAAAAGAAGUAAAUAACAUGAAGUGGUUGAGCAUGAUGGCAAAAUGUUUUCAAACCAAAUAAGUAAAUAAAUAAAAUAUUUAUGGACAGUAAAAGCUAAUUUUGCCUCAUGUUAUCAUGCUAGCUAGCAACAUUAGCUUUCAUUCAUUCAUUCAUAGGGACACACACUAGUAAUGAAUGUCUUAACAGCUAGCAGGUGCGUCGUGAUAAUCGGUAGCAUUGGUGUUUUAGUAAAAAGCCGAUCCUGAUGACGACUCCGUGUUACUGAAUGUAGCAGAGCCAUUUCUCCUCACUGCCACCAGCAGAAACCUUUCACCGUGUCACAUUAGCAUUGCUAUUAUUCUAUAGUUUAGCAACAAAGGGAUCGCUGUAUUAAGGAAAAGAACAAAAAAUAUGAUGAACAGUGCCAUAAAAUGAACUGGAUGAUCAGAGAGGCUGUGAAUUAUUUUUUGUUUUUUCUCCCCAAACGAUUUAUUAUUUCAAAAUACGGACACAGUUAAUGUUACUUAUGAUUUGUUUUUAGCACAUUUUAAGCUGGUAAAAUGAAAGUUUCUGAGUGGUCUGUAUUACUCUGCAUGACCAAGAUAAUCAAGCAAUAACUGAAAAUUCGUCCCAUUUCUUUACUGAUAGAUAAAUAAACAGUUAGUCGUUACAAAUAUAUCCGUCUAUCUGGACAAUGUGAAGGAGCGUCGAAGAAGAAAACAAGACAAAGCAAUCAUAAGUAUAAACAUUUUCCUCAGAUUUGUUGAUGAAUUAUUCAGUUAAAGCUCUGUACAGUUAAAUUUAGAGGUUUUAAGGAUAUGAAAGGAAAAAAGGUCAACAUGUUUUUCUUUUUUAAUGGUCAGUCUGACUGGAAAGGAAAUGUAGCAUGAUUAAAUGAAUGAAUGUCUGUCUGUCUGUCUGUCUGUCAGUCAGUCGGUUGUGUAGCUCAUAUCACCAUUAUCAUCAGAAUCAUCAUCAUUUAUCUGGAUGAAGUUUGCUUAAAGCAUCACAGUGUUGCAAUCAGAAUCCUUGUGAUCCUUGAGCUGAUGUAUCUACAGUAUUUCUGUGGAUUUUUUAAUGUGUUUAGAAAACAAUACUUCUGUAUUAGUUUUUUUUUUUACUUUGUAUAAAAACAUCUAGACAAACCUGUAGCAAAUCUUUGACCAUCCACAUGUUUACUAGAUCUCCUUCACUCAAAAGGUACAAUUUUGCAUCUUCAUGUUCAGAUUUACCUGAUUUUAUUUAGAUAUUCUACAGAUAAACACAUACUAAGUUGACAGUUUUCAGGUUAUCUGUCCUUGUAGCUACACUUGUUUUCUGUGUGGGUUUUUAUUUGUUAGAUAAAUAUUACAGGUCACUCUGUAGGUGUAAAAUGUCUGAGUAGACCUUAUAAAGUGGCAAUUCAGUGUUUAUACAAUCUGUAUGCUGUAUAUCUACAACUUGUGGUUGUUGGUGAUGAAACUUGUUUAAAAGCUAUAACGGAAGGCCGUUUUCACACACAGCACAGCUUCAUGCUCGUCUCAGAAGUUCACACGAGCCACGAGCCAAUCACCUACUACACCAUACUUUAUCAUGUUUGUCGCUCACUGUGUUGUUGAGUUCCCAAGGUCAGGCUCGAGGCUGGGAAUCAGUUCGUCUUUUAAAAAUAAAAAGAAUCUUAUA
Messenger RNA from Tachysurus fulvidraco (yellow catfish), 4869 nucleotides. It is a transcript of the gene mri1, whose product is annotated as methylthioribose-1-phosphate isomerase 1. The record is from RefSeq and is a predicted model, not a curated record. NCBI's taxonomy places the organism in Eukaryota, Metazoa, Chordata, Actinopteri, Siluriformes, Bagridae. The coding region runs from base 232 to 1293 and encodes 353 amino acids. The transcript has 6 exons. Gene Ontology annotation, molecular function: S-methyl-5-thioribose-1-phosphate isomerase activity.